AUGAAACGAAAUGUCGUUCAAGCUGCGCGCAUUAGAGACUGGGAUGAGGUUCAACGACUCAUUGAACAGGGAGGGAACGUGAAUGAUGAGGAUGAACGGCGGAGAACAGCUCUACACUACGCUGUUUUACUUGGAAAAAGGAGGGAUUGUGCAUUCUUGCUGUCACGAGGCGCCAACGUCAGUCAGACAGACGUAGAUGGAUGUCAGCCGCUUCAUCUCGCUGCAUCUGGCAAUUGUUCGGAUAUCUGUAAACUGUUAAUUGAUCACAGUGCUGAUGUUACUGCUGUCAACACAAAUGGUGACACUCCUCUUCUCAUUGCUCUUGAUUCUUUCCAGUCUUCCGCUCUGUAUCGUUCACUAGUAACCAAUGAGAGUGUGAAUAUAGCAGAUCGUCUUGGUAACCAUGCUUUACACAAAGCGAUUAGUAAAGCCAAGGUUAAUGCAGUGGAUAAAGAUGGCAACGCACCACUACACUUGGCAUGCAAAGAAAGACAUUCCUUCACUGCAAAUUUACUGUUUUCUCAUGGGGCUGAUGUGAAUGCUCUAAACAAACAACUAAAAGAACCUGUACUUUUAGCAAAUGAAUCUAUACAUAAGCCUUUCAUAGCCCAUGAUGAAUCAAUGAAAGAUUAUGGAGAUGAUUUGUACAGAGCAGCUCAAAAUGGUGACAUCUCUGUAUUUCAGUACAGAAAUCGAAAAUCAGACUUAAAUGUUUCAAAUAGAACUAAAGAUACACUGCUACAUGCAGCAGCUGGUGGAUGGAAAGACUGUCCUGAUUUGUGUUCUAUGUUACUAGGACUUGGAGCUAGGCUUAAUGCAGUGGAUGGAGAUGGUAACCAGCCACUUCACUUGGCGUGUAGAAGAGGUCAUACAAAAUCAAGUAAUGUGCUGCUCUCUUGGGGUGCAGAUGCAGUUGCAUUGAAUAUAGCUAGACAAACACCACUACAUACUGCAGCUGGUGGAUGGAAAGACUGUCCUGAAUUGUGUUCUAUUUUAGUAGAACAUAAAGCCAAGAUUAAUGCAGUGGAUAAAGAUGACAACCAACCACUACACUUGGCAUGUCAGAAAGGACAUACCAAAUGUAGUGCCUUCUUGCUUUCUAGUGGAGUAGAUGCAAAUGCAUUAAAUGAAAACAGACAAACACCACUACAUAUCGUAGUCAGUAAUUUGUCUGAGCUAUCUGUGUUAUGUUCUGUUUUACUACAAUACAAAGCCAAGAUUGAUGCAGUGGAUGAAGAUGGCAACCAACCACUACAUUUAGCAUGUGAAAAGCACCAUACAGAAAUCAGUCGACUCUUGCUUUCUAAGGGAGCAAAUGCUAGUGCAGUAAAUGGAAUGGGACAAACACCACUACAUAUCGUAGUCGGUAAUAGGUCUGAGCUAUCUGAGUUAUGUUCUCUUUUACUACGACACAACGCCAAAACUGAUGCAGUGGAUGAAGAUGGCAACCAACCACUACACUUAGCAUGUAAACGGCGCCAUACAGAAAUCAGUCGACUCUUGCUUUCUAAGGAAGCAAAUGCUAGUGCAGGAGCAAAUGCUAGUGCAGUGAAUGUAAUGGGAGAAACACCACUACAUAUCGUAGUCAGUAAAUCGUCUGAGCUAUCUGAGUUAUGUUCUCUUUUACUACAACACAACGCCAAGAUUGAUACAGUGGAUAAAGAUGGCAACCAACCACUACACUUAGCAUGUAAACGGCGCCAUACAGAAAUCAGUCGACUCUUGCUUUCUAAGGAAGCAAAUGCUAGUGCAGGAGCAAAUGCUAGUGCAGUGAAUGUAAUGGGAGAAACACCACUACAUAUCGUAGUCAGUAAAUCGUCUGAGCUAUCUGAGUUAUGUUCUCUUUUACUACAACACAACGCCAAGAUUGAUACAGUGGAUAAAGAUGAGAUCUGUCGACUCUUGCUUUCUAAUGGAGCAAAUGCUAGUGCAGUGAAUAAAAAGGGACUAACACCACUACAUAUUGUAGUCGAUGAAUGUUCUGAGUUAUCUGAGUUAUGUUCUCUUUUACUACAAUACAAAGCCAAGAUUGAUGCAGUGGAUGAAGAUGGCAACCAACCACUACACUUGGCAUGUGCACAAGGUCAUAUAGCAACAAGUCUUCUGUUGCUCUCUAAUGGAGCAAAUGCCAAUGCAGUGAAUGAAAAGGGACAAACACCACUACAUACAGCUGCUGGUGGAUGGAAAGACUGUUCUCAAUUAUGUUCUAUUUUGCUAGAACAUGAAGCCAAGAUUGAUGCAGUGGAUAAAGAUGGCAACCAACCACUACAUUUCGCAUGUGAACACCACCAUACAGAAAUCAGUCAGCUCUUGCUUUCUAAUGGAGCAAAUGCUAGUGCUGUGAAUAAAAAGGGACUAACACCACUACAUAUCGUCUGUAAAUUGUCUGAGCUAUCUGAGUUAUGUUCUAGUUUAGUAGAACAGAAAGCCAAGAUUGAUGCACAAGAUCAUAUAGAAGCAAGUCUUCUGUUGCUCUCCAAUGGAGAAAAUGCAAAUUCAUUGAAUGCUGAUGGACAAACACCACUACAUACAGCUGCUGAUGGAUUGAAAGACUGUCAUAAAUUGUGUUCUAAUUUAGUAGAACAUAAAGCCAAGAUUGAUGCAGUGGAUAAAGAUGGCAACCAACCACUACACUUGGCAUGUGAGUCUGGUUUAGUCACAACAGUUAAACAUCUGUUGGAUUGCAAUGUUGAUGUGUUUGCUACUAAUAAAUUUCAUCAAACUGCUCUUCAUAAGGCGGCUUGCAGCAAUAGAGAUUGUCCUACAAUUUCUGUGAUGCUUAUAGCAAAAGGAGCUCAUGUGAAUGCUACAGAUGGCAAUGGCAACACAUCACUACAAGUUGCAUAUCAGAAAGGAAAUAGCAAAACAGUUGAGGUGUUAAUUGAAAGUGAUUCUGAUCGAAAGAUAUUGAAUACCAAUGAUGAUGAAAGCAACAUUGCUACUACCUUCCUUAGUUGA
Messenger RNA from Corticium candelabrum, 2958 nucleotides. RefSeq names its product ankyrin-3-like. The transcript is spliced from 8 exons. Gene Ontology annotation, molecular function: protein binding. NCBI's taxonomy places the organism in Eukaryota, Metazoa, Porifera, Homoscleromorpha, Homosclerophorida, Plakinidae. The record is from RefSeq and is a predicted model, not a curated record. Bases 1 to 2958 code for a protein of 985 amino acids.